Uncinocarpus reesii 1704 is the source of this 156-nucleotide messenger RNA. RefSeq lists its product as uncharacterized. Bases 1 to 156 code for a protein of 51 amino acids. The transcript has a single exon. NCBI's taxonomy places the organism in Eukaryota, Fungi, Ascomycota, Eurotiomycetes, Onygenales, Onygenaceae. The record is from RefSeq and is a predicted model, not a curated record.
AUGACCAGCAUAGCUGGAAGCUUUGAGCAGAGGUGUUGUUUUGAGAGAAUUCCUUCUUGCAUCAACGCGAGCAAGGGCUGUAGGGGCAAGGGUACCAACGGCAUUGCAUUUGGGGAGCGGUUUGACGCGGAGAAACAAAAUGAACAGGAGUCCUGA